This is a messenger RNA of Effrenium voratum, 831 nucleotides long. The record is from the annotation of a GenBank genome assembly. Lineage: Eukaryota; Dinophyceae; Suessiales; Symbiodiniaceae.
AUGCGCAGCGCCUUCAAUGACACCCUUUGGGCCAUGCCGGCGGACGGGCACAUCCCGCUGCCCGACCCGCUGCCGCUGGCGCGGCGCACCUCCGCUGAGCUUGAGGCGCUGCUGGCGAAGAGGAGAGCCGAGGAGGCCGUGGACAUGCAGAACAUCCCGCGGCAGGACUGGCUGGAAUUUACCGCUACGCCAGAUACCAUUGCGCAGACUGACCUCGUAUCCUCGGAUUGGGUGCAGAAGGGCCCAGACUGCCGGACUCAUGACCUGGACCCUCUCGGGCAGGCAGCGUGGUACCACCCGUACUUCCGCUUCAAGCAGCCCGCCUAUGCAGUUCACGUGCAGCUCGCGGAGAUGCAGAGGGGCAAGCCACGACAGAAGAUCUGGGAUGUGAUCUUCGCAGGGGGCGAGGGCAGCGACAAGGAGGUUCUGCGCAACGCAGUUCCCAUUGGCGGGAACCUGCCUCUCUUCAAAGAGUUCUGCCAGCCCUUGGCCGAAGACGCUCGCUGGGAGUUGCGGGUGACCGAUGUCACCCCCAACAAAAAGGGCUUGCCGACGAAGAGCUUCGACGAGACGCUGCUGCUGAGGCCGAAGCCAAAUCUGCCGCGGACUUACCAUUUGAGAAAAAAAGGCCUUCCUGCGCCAAAGAAGUUCUCAGCGGACUUCUGGACGCGAAAAGAGCAGAAGCGGCAGGAAGUGGAAAAAGCUGAGAGGAUGAUGGAGGGCUUGGCGUGGCCGCCCCGAAAGCCGUUGACGCUCGGAGGCGACUUGGCCGAGAACGGCGCGAUCGACUUCUCCUCCUCAGUCAUCGACCCAGAGCCGCGUGCUCAGUGA